This is a messenger RNA of Contarinia nasturtii (swede midge), 1038 nucleotides long. It is a transcript of the gene HmgD, whose product is annotated as mobility group protein 1A. The coding region runs from base 281 to 619 and encodes 112 amino acids. Gene Ontology annotation, molecular function: transcription cis-regulatory region binding. Lineage: Eukaryota; Metazoa; Arthropoda; Insecta; Diptera; Cecidomyiidae. The record is from RefSeq and is a predicted model, not a curated record. The transcript is spliced from 3 exons.
UGUAUCAGUUCGUUACUUCAGUUCGGUGUUCUUGUGUUCUUGCAUUUCCAAAAGGCGUCAUAUAUACAAUUUUGCAGCAACAGCAAAUACAUAUAGUGUACGUGUGUUCUAUAUCAACUACCAAACCAAAGCCAGUUCGUUUACUUUCCAAGUCAUUUUCUCGACGUACAUUGAAAGUGAUUGUUUUGCUGUGUGUGCUCUUUCCGUGCAAAAUAAAAUAUAACCGACGCUCUACUCUUCGUGACUAAAUUCUUAACGUGAAAUCAACUAAAAAGUAAAGAUGGCAGAAAAACCAAAGCGUCCUCUUUCCGCAUACAUGUUGUGGUUGAACGACAACCGUGAACAAAUCAAACGUGACAAUCCAGGUAUCAAAGUCACAGAGGUUGCCAAGCGAGGUGGUGAAUUGUGGCGCGCACUAAAGGACAAGAGCAAAUGGGAGGCCAAAGCCGUUGAAGCCAAAGACAAAUACACCAAAUUAGUCAAAGAGUACGAAGCAAACGGAGGUGGCAAAGACUCUGGCAAGAAGCGCGGCUCCAAACAAACACGAAAAGCCCCAACCAAGAAGAGCAAGAAACAAGCUGACUCAGAGGAUGAUGACGAAGAAGAAGAAAGUGAUUAGAUUAAUUACUUGAAAAAGACUUCAGAUCAGCAAAACAUCCAUCAUUCGAAGCGAUAACAAAACAAAAACAACAUAAAAAAAAAUAAUUGACUUGAAUUGUGUUUUGAGUAAAAUAAAAUAUAAAAAAUGAAAGAAAAAUCACACAAAAAAAAACAUUAACAAAACAAUGAACAAAACAAACAAUACAAGAUGAAAAAAAAAUGAAAUUAAAUGAAAAGAAAAAAUGAAGCAACUUAAGAAAAAUCAUCGCAAGAACUAUUCAAUAUGGUUUCAUUCUGUUCUAAAAUUGUGUGAACGUAGCUGAUUUCGUGUCAACCACAUGUUUGAAUAAUUCUCGAUUUUUCUUAAUUUGCAAAUCAAUUUUUAAUUUAAAAAAAAUGUCCUUUUUUCUUUCAUUUUUCUUUCGUAAAAAGUUCAAA